This is a messenger RNA of Macrobrachium nipponense, 4790 nucleotides long. Its product is annotated as alpha- and gamma-adaptin-binding protein p34-like. The record is from RefSeq and is a predicted model, not a curated record. NCBI's taxonomy places the organism in Eukaryota, Metazoa, Arthropoda, Malacostraca, Decapoda, Palaemonidae.
GAAUUCUUGAUGUUGUUGAUGUACCAGCACCUUCAGUUGUUGAAAGUAAGUUUCACUCAUGGCCUUGGAAGAUCAAGAAUAAGUAUUAUACUGCAGAUAUUCACAUAAGCUGUGUGGAAUGUUUGGAAAGUCAUAAAGAACGUGUACUCACCACUUGUGAAGCCUUGAUAGUAUAUUGUGAUUCACAUGAGGCAACAUCUUUAGAGAACUUGAACAGCCUUUUGGAAUCUCUGGGAGGUUUUGAACCUGAAGUGCAAAUGUUGGUCUGUGACACAUGUUCAGCAGACGAUGAUAGCCUGGGACUUUCAAGACUGAAAGCUCAACAGUGGUGUAUAAGUAAUAGAUGGGAACUGAUUGAACUUAAUAAGAUAGAAGAGGAGGAUUCCGGUCAUGAAGAUGACUUUCCUGAAAGCUGGGGUUUUCAGCGCAUCCGUCAGGCCUUGCAUGCACACACAUGGUCCAAUUUGGAAAUGAAAGAUACUAGUAAUGCUAAUAGUCUGAAUGCUAUGAUGCAAUCUGUGGUUGCAAUGGAUGAAAGAAAAGCUGAGAAAAAUGAAAAUUCCAGUGAAGUGAUGUACUCCCGACUAGAAGACUUAACUCUAAAUUCUGAAGUUAGCUCCAGCAAUCACACAUCAGAGGAUGGUCUUAAUUCUUCUACCCUAGAAGAGUAUUUUGAUACUGGUGAUGGAGAUUUUGAAAAACUGUUCUCUAGUUUUGAACAGAUGAAAAGGACAGCAGCAAGUUUACCUUUGGAACAUCGGCGAGACUAUGCUGAAAAAGUAGCAAUAUCCUUUUGGAAGGCAAUUGGAGGACCAGAGGAUGAAUUAGAUGGUUUAGACUCUGACUGAUGAUUCUCUUUCCCAUAACCAUAUAUUGUUAGCACACUUACAAGUACAUAUGUUGUUUAGAAACUUUUACAAGUGUUGCAAUUAUGUAUCAUGACUUUGCCUAGAGUUGUUUCAGUAGAACAAUAAUACAUCUAUUGAGUUGUGAAAUUGAACAUACAAUAUUUAUACUGUUUUAUAUUAUAUAGACAAUUUUCCUAAGUUUUACGACUGAAAAUCAUUGCAAAUGAAUGGAUUAAUUUGAUGGAAUCUGUAAAGAAAUGUUUUUCAAAUAUGGUAGUACUAUAUUGUAAUGCAGAGGCCAUCAAGAAUUGUUUCAUGAAAGUAAAAAAAAAAAUAUAUCGUAUGUAUUUUCUGGUACAAUGAAGUCAAGCUUCCUAGUAUUUGAAUAAUUAAGUUGUGGUGGAGUUUGUAAGGUUUACAAGAAUAUUAGUUGCAGAAUUAAAUUUGCGUUUUAACAUUAUUCCAUUUGUACACAUUGAUAAUCACUAAUUGUUCAUACUCGAACAAACCUUCGGUCUUAACAAUAGGAUAAUUCCUAGCACCUAGCUGGAUCCAGUUAAAUCACAGAUGAAAGCAAGGAAUUUUGUGAGAUCUGGCAAUGCAAGCGUAUAUCGGGUGAAGAGUGGUCAAGGACCACGCAUCUACCCCACCGCGUCAGUUUUUUCUGAACCGCCUGAGCAAAAGUUGUGGUUGUCCUCUCUCAGCCUUUACCCGGUUCAUUGUCAGUUUCACUUGUGUUUUAGUGUGUGUGUGUGUGUGUGCUGUUAUUAUGGCUUCUGCUCCAUCUCGGCCUCGUCAAUGUGUAUGCCCCGGAACUCCAGGUUUUCUGUGUUCUCGUUUUUUGCCUUUGGCUGCGACCGACAACCAUGUCACUCGUAGUAGUUGUCGCUUUAAUGUUUGUACUAUAACGAAUCCCUGCAUGGAAUGCUGUGUAUGGCCUAGAGAGCAGUGGAAGUUAUUUUAUAGCAUGAGGGAGCAGCAUCGUAGGGUUUCUACUCUUCCUUCAUGGGAGGGUUUUUCUUCUCCUCUUUCCGAUGCUUCGUCUCCUGCUGCUGUCACACCCCAUACUAGUGUUGUGCCUUUGUCCCCUUCCUUUUCUUCCAUUGAUUCGUCGUUGGAAGUAUCGGGAGGCUCAAAGGCUGAUUUAUGUAAUGUCGCCCCUUCUUCUUCGGGAGUUAAUUUGAUUCCCGAGAGGGAGGAGGCUUUUUCAUCAAUUUCUUUUAUUUCAGAGUUGGAGGCGUCCAAAGUGGCGGCACUUUGGGGGACGCUUGGUCUAUGGGGUCCUCCCUCCUUGGAGGGUUUUCUGAUGCACGUCAUGAAUGCUCGCUACCCCCCUCCUCAUGCUGUCCAGGCCCUACCCCCUCAUCCUGGCCUCGUCUUCGUGGGUAGCCGAGGUCAGCCAUUUUCUAUUGCUCUGCCAGUGACAACUUCCCAUUCGGAUCGAGGGGAAGCCGUGACGUCAUCACUGCUUAUGACGUCACUUCCAUCGAUGACGUCACUCCCAGUCUUCUCCACUGCUCUGCCACGCUCGUCUGUGUCGUCAUCAUUUGCUGCCAUGAUGUCAUCUCUGCCAUCCAGUUCGCUGCCUCUCCCUUCCAUGUUGUCGGACCCUUCUUUUGCUGAUCCGUCUGAGGCUUUAUGCCAGACAGUUCUUAAGAGAUUGGACUCUGUUUUAGAAGAUAAGUUGGCUGCCAUGUCGGCUGGGAGGACUGGAAGCAAGCGUGUUGCAUCGCCCCCGCCUCCUGCGAAGAGAUUGCGUAAGGACCCAGUGCUCUCUUCCUCUCCUUCUCCCCCAUCUCCGCCGCAUCGGCAUAUCAAGCAUUGGAAGGUUAAGAACUUUGUCCUUUCUUCGUCUGUGAGUGAGGAGCAGCACACCCGUGUUACUGAGAGUGUUGGUGUUACGUAGUGUUAGUGUAUCUUCCCCGGUGUGAUCCGCAGUAGCUGCUUUGUCCUCUUGAGUUGAGUCAUGAGCGUGUUGCAGCCUCCCUCGUUCGUGCACGUUGCAGGUGCUCCCACUUCUCCUUAUCCAGGGCCUAUUCGUUGCUGUAAGGAUCUCAAGGUUCCUGUCAAGAGGUCGAAGGUUGUGAGUGCGGAGUUGGUGCAGCAGGAGUGUUUGCCUGCCCCUCUCCCUGGUACUUCCAGGAGUUCGACUCCGAGGGAUUCUCAUUCUAUCUCAAGUGUUCGAGAUUCCUCACCGACUCACAUUCAUACGUCUGCCAUGCCCAAGCCCGUGCCUGUUCGCUAGAGAGUCAUCUGUUGGGAGAGUGCGUAGUGAUGUCCCUAGUGUUGUAGUUGGUUUAUCGCAGGUUAGUUAGCGUUUCAGGCUGUUUGGCUGCGGUUCUUCUGUUAAUUUAAAUGAGGAAGGUGCUUUAGAUAAGCCUGCACACCCUUCUCAUCGUCGGUCUCUGUUGCCAGAGCAGGAGGAGGGAGACACGCAAGAGUUUUUGUCUUUCUUUACAGAAGUUGACGAUCUCAUUCGUGGAUUCAACAAUUUGGAGAGUAGGACACGGGGCUCGGUUGUCUUACACUCCUUCCUGUUUGGAAACCUUGCUGGGAGCUAUGCGGGAUCCUAAGUCAUCGUUUCAACUUCCCUUGUCGGUGCAUGUCCAGUCGGUCUUGCAUAAGGUUUAAUGCCUCUGUUUCAGAACGGGAAGGUUUGCUUCAGUCUAGGGGCUCUGCAGAGCUGCUACCCCCGCCUCUCACGGGGCAUAGGAAGUACUAUGCUACGAACUCUGCUUUUUUGAUGUUGUGUCAUCUUAACCCGGACGUCAUUCGUCUGAAGCCGGGAUUGACUUUGGAGCAGGUGAGGUUGGUGGAAUACAGCAGCCUCAAUGUUGCAGACAGGUUCUUGGCUGGACUUCUGGUCUAUGGUCAUUGCCAAGAUAGCUUCUGACAGGUCCCCAGAGGGGUUGGUGAGUGCUUCAUCUCUUGCCAGUUUGUUGCAUUCCGGAGGCAAAGCGUUUUCGUAUAUGGCUCACCUCAUUGUUAAUUUAUGGGCUAACCUUCUCCUGAUUAGAGGAGGCAUGGCUUUAUCCAGGAUAGAAAGAUCGGUUGACCCUGAGUCCUUACUGGCAUUGAGGAAUGGAGAUCUGUUGGAGUCUCAAUUUCUGUUCCCUCAGACUGAGCUGGAGAAUGUGAUAGACCGGCACCGGGCUGACACAACUUGGUUUUAAAAACAUGCUUUUCGGAAAGUGUUCUUAUUUGCUUUCCAUGUAGUAAUGUACAUGCAUAUUCUUAGACCUCAGUUUACCAUAGUUAAUUGAUUAUUCUAAACUGGCAUGCUUACAGUAACUUUGCUCGUAAAUAGCAGUAUAAUUGUGUCUGUGUGCGCUCUGAAAUAGGGGAUCUAGUUAUAAGGUCAUAGGAAUUUAAAGAUACAACUUUUAAUAUAAAAUUUUAUUAAUUCUCAUUUUUCUAACAAAUGUAAGGCAAUCAUUCGCAUAAACUUAGCACACCUUCCUUGCAUAAGAAAACAUUAAAAAUAUUCAUAAUUAAAUCUUUGGCAAAAUAACCUAUAAAUAACUUAUUUAACUUGAAUUACCCAUUCGUAUAAAUACAUUAUUAUUUACAUGUUUUAACCAUAAUGUCAAACUAGGACUGAGCUCAGCACUUCAACUACUAGACAUAAAGCCAAUAUUUAAGAGUCCAUAACAUUUUCUCUAUUUGUGUUUCGUAUGUGUUCAAUUAAAUUCACAAACAUAUCAAAUGCAAAUUACAACCUUGCUUUUAGACCUCUGUUGUCACUUGUACAGGAUAUUCAUUGUAACUCAUGUUGUAGAUAACUAUAUUAUCAUCAAAUGGCAUCAGGGGUCUAAUCAUAACUUUAUGCCUAGGGGAUGGACAAGGAAUUCAGUCCUUUUGAAAUUGAUGGUUAUAUCUAACAACGUCUUGAGACCAUCAAGCAGCACUUUUGUGAAAUGAUGGUUAGUGAAAUUAAUUGUU